Messenger RNA from Ogataea philodendri, 864 nucleotides. RefSeq lists its product as uncharacterized. Lineage: Eukaryota; Fungi; Ascomycota; Pichiomycetes; Pichiales; Pichiaceae. The transcript has a single exon. Gene Ontology annotation, biological process: mitochondrial phosphate ion transmembrane transport. The record is from RefSeq and is a predicted model, not a curated record. Gene Ontology annotation, molecular function: phosphate transmembrane transporter activity. Gene Ontology annotation, cellular component: mitochondrial inner membrane. The coding region runs from base 1 to 864 and encodes 287 amino acids.
AUGUCGGGUAAGAAGAUUGAGCUGUAUUCCUCUGAAUACUACCUUGCGUGCGCAACCGGAGGUUUCCUAGCGUGUGCUCCCACGCACUCGGGAGUGCUACCAGUGGACCUUGUUAAGUGCAGAUUGCAAGUGAAGCCCGGUCUCUAUAAAGGAAACUUUGACGGUAUCAGAACGAUCAUUAAAAACGAGGGCUUACUCAAGAUUUUUAGCGGAAUUGCUCCUACAUUUAUUGGAUACGGUCUCCAGGGUGCUGGAAAGUACGGGUUCUACGAGGUGUUCAAAAAGAGGUACAGCGACUUUUUCGGCGUGUCUAACGCGUAUGUGUAUAUGCUUGCAUCUGCAUCCGCAGAGUUCCUCGCUGAUCUUGCGCUUUGUCCGUUCGAGUCCAUGAAAGUCAAAAUCCAAACUACGCUUCCUCCUAACCAGGUCGUGGGACUGUAUUCUCACUUGUACUCGGGAUUAGUGCCUCUGUGGUUCAGACAGAUUCCGUACACCUGUGUUAAAUUCACCUCGUUCGAGAAAAUUGUUGAGUUGAUUUACACCACUUUCCUUACCAAACCAAAGGAGCAAUACACAAAGCUACAGCAGACCGGUGUCUCUUUUGCAGGUGGUUACGUGGCUGGUAUUUUCUGUGCUAUUGUGUCACAUCCUGCAGAUGUGAUGGUGUCCUUGAUUAAUAACGAAUCAGGAAAGGGCGAGGCAAUGACUGCUGCAGUGAGCAGAAUCUAUAAGCGUAUUGGUUUCAAGGGGCUCUGGAACGGAUUGGGAGCCAGAAUCUUCAUGAUCGGUACUUUGACCGGAUGUCAAUGGCUGAUCUACGAUUCGUUCAAGGUCGCAAUGGGAUUCCCAACUACAGGUCAUUAG